Molecule: messenger RNA, 1368 nt
Organism: Heterocephalus glaber (naked mole-rat)
Lineage: Eukaryota; Metazoa; Chordata; Mammalia; Rodentia; Bathyergidae
Source: RefSeq, a predicted model, not a curated record
AUGUCUAGCAAAACCACCGUGAGGAGCCAAAGCAGCAGCCGUCGUGGCUUCAGUGCCAGCUCAGCCAGAGGCCCUGGGCUCAGCCGCUCUGGCUUCAGCAGUGUCUCUGUGUGCCGCUCCAGGGGCAGUGGUGGCAUUGGGGCAGCGUGUGGAGGAGCUGGCUUUGGCAGCAGGAGCCUCUAUGGCCUGGGGGGUUCCAAGAGAAUCUCCAUCGGAGGGGGCAGCUGUGCCACUGGUGGAGGAUAUGGCAGCAGAAUUGGAGGUGGCUUUGGCUUUGGAGGUGGAGCCGGCAGUGGAUUUGGUUAUGGUGGUGGAGCUGGUAGUGGUUUUGGGCUUGGUGGUGGAGCUGGCUUUGGAGGUGGCUAUGGGGGCGCUGGCUUCCCUGUGUGCCCCCCUGGAGGCAUCCAAGAGGUCACAGUCAACCAGAGUCUUCUCACUCCUCUGAACUUGGAAAUCGACCCCACUAUCCAGCGAGUGAGGACUGAGGAGCGUGAGCAGAUCAAGACCCUCAACAACAAGUUCGCCUCCUUCAUCGACAAGGUGCGGUUCCUGGAGCAACAGAACAAGGUCUUGGACACCAAGUGGACUCUGCUUCAGGAGCAGGGCACCAAGACAGUCAGGCAGAACCUGGAGCCUUUGUUCGAGCAGUACAUCAACAACCUCAGGAGGCAGCUGGACUCCAUCCAGGGAGAGAGAGGCCGCCUGGACUCAGAGCUGAGGAGCAUGCAGGACACUGUGGAAGACUACAAGAACAAAUAUGAAGACGAAAUCAACAAGCGCACAGCAGCAGAGAAUGAAUUUGUGACCUUGAAAAAGGAUGUGGAUGCGGCUUACAUGAAUAAGACUGAACUGCAAGCCAAGGUAGACAGUCUUGUCGAUGAGAUCAACUUCCUGAGAGCCUUCUAUGAUGCAGAACUGUCUCAGAUGCAAACCCACAUCUCAGACACCUCUGUCGUCCUGUCCAUGGACAACAACCGCAGCCUGGACCUGGACAGCAUCAUCGCUGAAGUCAAAGCCCAAUAUGAGGAGAUCGCUCAGAGGAGCCGGGCUGAGGCUGAGUCCUGGUACCAGACCAAGUAUGAGGAGCUGCAGGUCACAGCAGGGAGACAUGGGGACGACCUGCGGAACACCAAGCAGGAAAUCACUGAGAUCAACCGCAUGAUCCAGAGGCUGAGAUCUGAGAUUGACCACGUCAAGAAGCAGUGCGCCAACCUGCAGGCUGCCAUCGCUGAUGCUGAGCAGCGUGGGGAGCUGGCCCUCAAGGAUGCCAGGAACAAGUUGGAAGGGCUGGAGGAUGCCCUGCAGAAGGCCAAGCAGGACAUGGCCAGGCUGCUGAAGGAGUACCAGGAGUUCCACCAUACCAUAUAG